UUAAGCAGAAAUUAUUCCUUAGUUGAAAAGUAGUGGGAAGAAGAAAGGUGUAGAUGCCAGUCACAGUCAUCUGUGAGGAUGCAGUGGCAGGUUCAAUGAACCAGGUUGCCAUAUACACACAUAUUCAUUCCUCAGCUUAGAACCACAACCAAACAAAGUCACCGUUGAAUGGCGUUUUUGGAGUUUACAAGACUCGAUGAGAGGUCAGUGAUAGAGUACGUGAAGAGCGUCGCCGCCCUCUCCUCCAUCCUGAAGCUGGACGAUGAGGGUGACGCCGCCGAGAAGCUAACCGUGAAAGAGAUCGGAGAUGGUAACCUGAACUUUGUGUUCCUGGUGACCAACUCUGUCCAUUCCGUUAUCAUGAAGCAGUCUCUCCCUUACAUUCGUUGCAUCGGGGAAUCAUGGCCACUGACGAAGGACAGAGCAUACUUUGAGGCCAUGGCCCUGGAAGAACAGGGUCGCAUAGCCCCUCACCAUGUCCCACAAGUCUAUCACUUUGACCCAACCAUGUCCUUGAUCGCCAUGCGCUACCUUCCCCCUCCCCACAUCAUACUCAGGAAAGCCCUCAUCGCCGGAAUUCAGUAUCCGCUCCUCGCACGCCACAUCGCACACUUCAUGGCAAACACUCUCUUCUUCACUUCUCUCCUUUUUCACUCCACACUCGAUCACAAACGCCAAGUUGCAAAAUUCUGUGGGAAUGCCGCCUUAUGCAGGCACACUGAGCAGGUUGUUUUCUCCGACCCUUAUCAAAUUUCCCAAUACAACCACUGGACUUCUCCCUAUCUUGAUCCUGAUGCCGAAGCUCUUCGUCACGACAAUCUCCUCAAGCUUGAAAUUGCUAUCCUCAAAUCUAAGUUCUCAGAGCAGGCCCAGGCACUCAUUCAUGGGGAUCUGCACACUAGUUCUGUCAUGGUUACUCCCGAAUCAACUCAAGUCAUUGAUCCAGAAUUUGCAUUUUAUGGACCAAUGGGUUAUGACAUCGGUGCUUUCUUGGGAAACUUGAUGUUGGCUUUCUUUGCGCAGGAUGGACUUGUUGAUCAACCCGAUCAUAGAAAAGCAUACAAGGAGUGGAUUCUUGAGACAAUUGAAGACACUUGGAAUCUCUUCUACAAAAAUUUCGUUGCACUUUGGGAUGAACACAGAAAUGGUGCUGGCGAGGCAUAUCUUCCAGCAGUUUAUAACAAUCCUGAGGUUCAACUCCUUGCGCAGAAGAGAUACAUGGCAGAAUUGUUUCAUGACAGUCUUGGAUUUGGUGCUGCCAAAAUGAUAAGGAGAAUCGUAGGGGUGGCGCAUGUUGAGGAUUUUGAAUCCAUUACUGAUGCUGCUAAACGGGCUUCCUGUGAACGGAAGGCUCUUAACUUGGCUAAGAUGCUUCUCAAAGAUAGAGCAAAAUUUGAAGGCAUUGCCCAGAUUGUUUCGGCAAUUCGGCAAUUUUAGUAUUCACAAGCUUUUCGCCAAGUACUAUGAUGUGAUUUGUAGUAGAGUGCUCUACAUACAUAUUUUUAUGUUUAUUUAACACACAGAAUAAUUAUAAAAUAAUCAUAAAAA
Molecule: messenger RNA, 1548 nt
Organism: Vigna angularis (adzuki bean)
Lineage: Eukaryota; Viridiplantae; Streptophyta; Magnoliopsida; Fabales; Fabaceae
Product: methylthioribose kinase
Exons: 5
Coding region: 169-1437 (422 amino acids)
Molecular function (GO): S-methyl-5-thioribose kinase activity
Source: RefSeq, a predicted model, not a curated record